AUGAGGAGACUCAGGUGGACCAUGGACGGUGGGGGUUUCUGGGAGAUGGACUUGGAGACUCCCGUGACCAUGGAGGGUACUGCUCGCCCCAUGGCGGGGCGGCAGAUAUGUGCAGAGGGAGAGGGAGGCGGCGGUGGCAGCCCGGCCCUCCUCUUCCCCCUGGGGCUGUCGAGGGGAUCCAGGCUCUCCCGAGCGAAGCAGCUCGACUUCAUGCACCGCUUCAUGGCGUCCCCGCUCGUUGCCUCCUUCUCCGGCCCCCGGAACGGUGGCCCUGGCCUCGUGGUUCACCACGCCGACAUUUUCCACCUCCGCGAGAACUGGUGACAACCCGCAUUCCAGAGUUCCAAUGGCUUCCUUCCCAAUGUGAUAAAUUUAUGAUAUGAAACUCCGGCUUCGGCCAUCAUUUGAUACUAAUUGGGUAUCUCCGGGGAUGGAAUAUGAAUCUGAGCAGGUCAGCGACGAUAAUGGAGCAAUUUCACCUGCAGAAGUUCGUCACCCGGGUGAAACAGCAGGCGUCAGAGAAGGUUGACUCCCCCGGUGGUAGCAGCAGGGCCCUCUCUUGGAUCAGGAACCUAGGGACGUCGGCGUUGGAUGUUUACCACCUUGGCUUUGGGACGGAAAUCUCGGUCACUCCCGAGUCCUCUGUGCUCGUCGAGGCGUACGGCGACAGCAAGGACGGAAAGGGACAUAGGAACAAGGCCGUCUUCACGCAGAAGGCAAUGCCUAAAUUUUGCUCAAAUAGAACUUAUCUUUGGAACGUACCUGCGAAUCCUCAGUUUCCUACACUAAAUCUUAUUGGUGUGGCCUCCACCGAGUGUUAGUGAGGAUUACCGCUUGGAUUGAUCUGGUCUGUGACUCGGGUAGGAAUUUGCUCAGAAGCAAAGGUUGGACUCAGUUGCAGCGGAUGUUACGUUAUCUGUGUUUUGAAUGAAGAAACAAUGUUAAAGAGAUGAAGCAAGCCUGUUGUUCCUCCCUGGCUCUUGCCGAGAACAAUCGUUCUGCAUCCAUUAUCAAAAAAACAAUCCUAGUUUUCAAUGAAAUAGGCCUAUGUUUUACAGUGGAUCUGCCACAGAACACCAUCACAACAGUUGCAACAACUAGGAUCUGCCACAGAACUGAAAGCUUACACAUUUGCUGGUGUUCUAAGGGUUCUCAAUUUCAUGAUCGAGUUUUUUUCUUAGCAUGACCCUCCUCUGGUUGCCACUUAAAAACUUUAAUAUUUUCUUCCUGAUUAAUGUUUAUUUAUUAAAUCCAUCAAAUAUGUGGUGGGCUGCCUUUAUGCAAGGAUUAUCUCUGAUUUUUUUUUCUUUCCUAUGGUUGCAGUUCCCUCGACACGAUUUAGUGUUGGAAGCUGCCUCUCCUCGGCUUUUUGUUUCUGGGGAGGGGACUUAUUGGGAUGUGCCACUAUCAAUGGCUGUUGAUUUCUCUUCAACGUCAUCAGGGUCACGUCCAAGUUACCAUCUCUGCUUGCAGCAUAAUAGUGGGCAGCCCAGGAGCUUUUCUGAUGGUAAAUCUGGUGAGGUGCCUCCAGCUCUUCUGCCUGGAUUUUGUGCUAAGGCUGCAGUCUCCAUGAAGAAGAAUGCAGACAUAUGGAGGAAGAAAGGUGGCAAAACAAAAAUGCUCCAGCCGUAUGAUAUGUUCCUUUGUGAUCCUCAUAUUUCAGCUUCAGUAUCUAUUGGUAAGGCAUUUAUGUGAUUCAUGAUACAGUAUUUGAUGAAGUUGCGGUUGGAAGAAUUACACUACUUUUUCUAUGUUUAGACAAAUAUUUAAGGAUUUGGUCACACAUUUCGCCUUUGAUUUUCUCAAAAAUAUCCAACUCAAACCAACCUGGCGAAAGCUAUAAUCAGAUUCUGUCUUUUCAUCCCCUUUUGCUUCUCUGUAAGAUUUUUAUUAACCGAAAAGUUUGCCCAAUUUCAGCUUUUUUGGUUUUAAUCAUCCAUAGGUAUGCAGUAGCUAGCUUAUUAAGUGACCACAAAAAGAAAAAAACUUGGGAGAUGGAGUCAAUUUUAUAAGGAUAUUGCCUGCUUUGUUUUGAGAAGGGAGUUUGACUUUCAAAGUCAAAAUAUCGCUUUGUUAGUACCCGAUUAAUACGCAAAUUCUACUACUUUCUCAAAUAUUUCAUUGAAAGAAUAUACAGCGAUAUCCUUCUAUGUACCCUUAACAGUCUUAGGACCAAUGCACAGCUUUUCCUUGAAUCAACAAAAAAAAUGAUCAAUAAAUUCUUUUACCACGAUGAAACAAAUCAAGAAGGGAUUGAUCAAACAAAUCAAAAUACAAUUCACUUUAUUUCGACGAUGCAAAAGUUGUAUUAGUUAAUUAUUACGUUAUAAUGAAAACUUUCGAAAUAAAGUUUUAGUAACUUCUAUUGAUUUUUUGAUUUUAUGUUCCUUUCUUCUUCUUCGGUUCGGGUUGAAAAUAGAAGAGUUAUAUAUAACUACUAUAAAACACUACUAUAAAAAGAGUUAUAAUAAGCAAGCAUGAAACGUAUGCUUGCCUAUUCGUCCAUCGGUCAAAUCGGAUGUAGUUAAUCAAGAUUGGCGAGUUGAAUUAAGACUUUUGUACUCUUAUUUGUGAGGAUAACUAUUAUUUUUAACUUCCUGGGUAGAGUUGAGCUAUCUAUAGUGGUUGACUGGUUUGUAAUGUGAAUUUUCAUUUAAAUAAAAUAUUUCGUGGCACAGGAUGAUUAUGCAAAAGAGAUUGGCAAUCUCUGGUCAACUCAAGAGAUUUAUAACAUCUUGGUCAACCCCAGAGCUGCUUCACCCUCCAAAAGUCCUAGUCAAGCCUUCUUACUGAGUUAAGCCUCAUCAACAUCACCAUUGUUUCAAUACAAAAUGAAAUAAUAGAGCAGGUUGCAAAUCAGUCAAGUAAAAUUGGAGAAGAGAUGAAGUGCGGAGAGAGCUUCACUGGAUCUUUAGGACAGUAUGAGAGGAAAACAAGAAAAGAUUUUGAGCUUCACCUUGCUCUCCGAAAGAAACUUGAUGCCUGAAAGCAAUGAUCAGCCCGAGUCCAUUUUUGGUCCUGUCUUCCAUCAUACAAUAGUGUUUUUCUUUCUAGCUCUUGGAUUCAGGUAGCAUUGACUUGUUGCGUUUUGAGUUUCACUGAGUCGAGUGUUUGCAUUUACAAUUCACGUGUCAACAACUGCUUCAUAGCAAGUACACGUUUCCUGACAACAUGAUUGAUCAUAUAAUUUUCCAAAAUCAGUUCUUAGCUAAUGGUUGUCACUACACUUGCCCCGAGCAUUGUUCUGACCUCAUGGGCUAACAAUAUGCUCAACCGUAAAUUUUCUGAAGCACUUGUGUUGACUACUACAUUUAUGUGUCGAAAUUUUUUAUGAGAAGCUGCCGGUGAGCAAUAACAGUAUCUAAAAUGAGGAGAAAGAUUGUGGGCACUGCGAGAGAUAAAAUUGAUGAAAUAGGAAUGUUUUAUUGUCAAAUAUUUCCAUCGUGCAGUUAAUGUCAAUGCGCGGCUGGAGGCUUGACACUUUCGUUGUUUUCAUCAUAACUUUUCUAAUUAUAUGGCUGACAACCACGCCAUAUUUUUAGAGAAUCAUAUUUGCUAAUGCUAUCAUUCCCACUCAAAAAAAAAAAUGUUUAUUUAGAAAUGGUACAGAUGCAUGAUCUGUGAGGAUAUUUGCUGCAUAAUGUUGAACACGGAUAAAUGUAUUAGGAGGCAACAAGUUUUCCUGUUUUCUGUAAUUUAAUUGCUAUUUUAAUUUCUUGUCUUCAGCAUAAAAUUUCAGAUUUUUUAUUCAAGCAAAUAAGGAUUUUUUAUUGUUAGAGCUCUCUAAUAGUUAACUUGGAUUAAAUGGACGCAUCCUAUGAGUGGGUUAAACAUCUAAUGUCGUACGAGUGUUUGAAUGCAAUUGUAUCCUCCCUUUGUGUUUUAGGCUCUGUUGUCUGUGCACUUAUGGGUGACAACUCCGUGAGGAUCUCCCGGGAAGAUGAAUCUCGACAUUUCAAGCCCUUCAGCCUAAAUUUUCCAAAAAGAAGAUCAUCUUUACUUGCAGACUCUUUCGCAUCAAUCUCAUGUACGGCGCAACUCGGGCAUUUUCAGAAAUUGUUUUUUGAUAUGACUAGAUUCCAUGCCCGCCUGGACUGCCUUUCGGUCUCCACCUUCCUGAAUGGCUCUUCUCAUCUGAUUAAAGAUUGGUACAAAUCUCAGAAAUACGACCCUAAUGCAGUCCAUGCCAUAUGCCCGGAUGUAACUCUCUCCUUUCAGCAGCAGGUGAAUGUUCUCAAUCGUUCAGAAAUUUCUCUAGUCAUUUAUUUCUUCUUUUUCAAGAAGUGGUCAUAACUUUUGUCCAUUGCAGAUUGUUGGGCCCAUCAGCUUCCGAGCUGAAUCCAGAUUUGGGAUUGACUUGAAUAGCCAAGGGCGAUUUGCCCACACUGGGGAGCACAUCUUUGCCUUGGAGUAUGCCAUGCAGGUCCUUGGCUCGGCCAGGGCCACAGCUUGGUACUCCCCAAAGCGCCAGGAGGCCAUGGUGGAGCUGAGGUUCUUUGAAAGCUGA
Spirodela intermedia is the source of this 4507-nucleotide messenger RNA. The record is from the annotation of a GenBank genome assembly. NCBI's taxonomy places the organism in Eukaryota, Viridiplantae, Streptophyta, Magnoliopsida, Alismatales, Araceae.